Molecule: messenger RNA, 468 nt
Organism: Coccidioides posadasii C735 delta SOWgp
Lineage: Eukaryota; Fungi; Ascomycota; Eurotiomycetes; Onygenales; Onygenaceae
Gene: CYN1
Product: Cyanate hydratase
Molecular function (GO): DNA binding; cyanate hydratase activity
Source: RefSeq, a predicted model, not a curated record
AUGUCGGAUCUCGCGAGUCUAGAUACCAGCCAGCACCCUUACCUGCCCCAAUCUGCCUCCCUCCUCUUUGACGCCAAAGCAAAGGCAAACCUCAGCUUCGAGCAGAUUGCCCAGCACAUAGGUCGCAAUGAAGUAGCCACAGCAGCAAUAUUCUACGGGCAGGCCAAGGCGUCCAAGGAGGACAUCAUCAAGCUCGCUGAGCUCCUGCGCUUGCCGGCCACCGCGUUAGAAAUGCAGAUGGGCGGCUUUCCGGAUCGAGGGCGCUCGGUGGAGAUGCCUCCGCGUGAGCCCUUGAUCUACAGACUGUAUGAGAUCGUGCAGAAUUACGGAUACGCCUACAAGGCGAUCUUGAAUGAGAAGUUUGGCGAUGGUAUUAUGAGUGCGAUCUCUUUUUCGACGAAUGUGGAGAAGGAAACGGAUGAAGAUGGGAACAAUUGGGCUAUCAUUACAAUGAGAGGGAAAUGGUAA